AUGGCUAGGGUGAUUGCUUGGCAUUUCAUGCUGACAACGCUGUCCUGCUUGUUCCGGUCUAAAACAUCCUCCGAGUUCAUCGUGUAUUAUGCCGGGAAAAAAGGGGAGAGGUACGGCAACGUGUCGCGUGCGCUGCAAGUAAUGAACAUUGGGGAAUGCUCAUCUGAAUGUUCGAAUGCCAUCCCCACCCGCUCUUGCCAUGCCUUCAACUUCAGGGAACGGGAUGGCUCCUGCCAGCUAAUUCAAAAUAACCGAAGCGACCUUGUCCCCUCAGACGGGUUCAAUACAUAUGUCCAACGAGUUACAGAUAUUGCCAUGGUCACAGAGUUGUUUUUUUGUGCACUCGUCGCCGACACAGUCCUGUGCCUGACGGGUUACCCAAUGAUCAAGAACGCUGAGGAAACUUUCGUGGGGUGGAGGGGUGAGUAUCCAGUCCCACAGGGCGGCAAAGUCAUCUUCACUUGCAAGCACCCGAGAGGAUUCAGCGACGGUUCCAAGCAGCACACGGCCACCUGCUCCUCCAGGACACCUGAUGCUUGGUGCUCGACGUUUGUAGAAGAGAGGGCCCCCACAUGUCCACACCUACGUGAGGUAUAUCCAGAAUGCCGGCUAUCAGAAAUGGGGAAGGAAUAUACUGGGAGUAUAAAUCAGACAGAGAUGGGGAAAGACUGCUUCAGAUGGGAUUCUCCGGAAUUAAUUGAAUUGUUUAAUGUCGAUUCUCUGGAUGGGUUCAACCCAAACCUGUUCUACAAGGAGCACUUCAUAANCGAUUCUCUGGAUGGGUUCAACCCAAACCUGUUCUACAAGGAGCACUUCAUAAACCUGGACCCAUUCUCGCAUGACAACUACUGCCGUAAUCCCACAUCGAAGGAGAGGCCCUGGUGCUUCGUGGAUGACGGCCACAUCCAUCCCGAGUACUGCCGGAUUCCCAUCUGCGAAGACUUGAGUAAGAAAGCACAUUCCUUUGGAAUACCUUGA
Darwinula stevensoni is the source of this 978-nucleotide messenger RNA. The record is from the annotation of a GenBank genome assembly. NCBI's taxonomy places the organism in Eukaryota, Metazoa, Arthropoda, Ostracoda, Podocopida, Darwinulidae.